AUGGACCAGUUCUGUCAUGCGAUGUUGAAAGACCAUAAUUUGACAACUAAACGGUCUCUCCACCAACUUGUACAAAAGAAACCAUUUUGCCCGGUUGCGGUAUUGCGUAACACAGUAAGAUGCAUGUUUAUUCAAACUCAAGACACACCAAAUCCAAAUAGUUUAAAGUUUAUUCCAGGGAAGGAAGUGCUGGAGUCAAGGACUAUGGAGUUUUCCUCACCAGCUGCAGCAUUUUGCUCACCUUUAGCAAGACAGUUAUUCCGAAUUGAAGGAGUUAAAAGUGUUUUCUUUGGGCCAGACUUCAUCACAGUCACGAAGGAGAGUGAAGACCUUGAUUGGAACUUGCUGAAACCAGAUAUUUAUGCAACUAUAAUGGAUUUCUUUGCCUCUGGUUUACCUGUAGUUACUGAAGAGGCCCCUAGGACAGAUACAGCUCCCUCAGAAGAAGAUGAUGAAGUUGUAUUAAUGAUUAAAGAACUGCUGGAUACGAGAAUAAGGCCGACAGUGCAAGAAGAUGGUGGUGAUGUUAUUUACAAAGGCUUUGAAGAUGGGAUAGUGCAGCUGAAGUUGCAGGGUUCGUGCACCAGCUGUCCCAGUUCCAUCAUAACGCUGAAGAACGGAAUACAGAACAUGCUGCAGUUCUACAUCCCAGAAGUGGAAGGCGUGGAACAGGUUGUUGACGACGACGAUGACGCGGAGAAAGAAGCAAAUUCUACUUGAGCUAGCAUCAUUUACGGCCAAAUAAGUAUUUACCUCUUUCUGUAUGUGAAUUAGCUAUGUGCUGAGAAACAACCAAAUUUGCCUUUCCCUUUGGAAAAAUUUUUGCACUUUUGCCUGUGAAAAUGUCUCCUCAGUUUAAGCAGUGUGUCCACUAAUAUAUUAAAUGCCCUGUACUCAGAAAAGAAUCCUUUUGCGCUGUUUGUAUCUACUUUGCAUUGUAUCUCAAGAAACAAAUGGCAGGCAUUUAAAAAUGCUGAUGUGUGUCUCCGUUGUUCUUUCAUACAACACAUUCAAGAAUAAAACAGGAGAGGAACAGAAGUAACUUUUCUUGACUGUUUUUUAUGCAAGAGAAGUAUUAAAAUUUCCCUGCCC
This is a messenger RNA of Struthio camelus australis, 1092 nucleotides long. The record is from RefSeq and is a predicted model, not a curated record. NCBI's taxonomy places the organism in Eukaryota, Metazoa, Chordata, Aves, Struthioniformes, Struthionidae.